Messenger RNA from Trichoplax adhaerens, 2523 nucleotides. RefSeq lists its product as uncharacterized. Gene Ontology annotation, cellular component: nucleus; MCM complex. NCBI's taxonomy places the organism in Eukaryota, Metazoa, Placozoa, Uniplacotomia, Trichoplacea, Trichoplacidae. The record is from RefSeq and is a predicted model, not a curated record. The transcript is spliced from 32 exons. Bases 1 to 2523 code for a protein of 840 amino acids. Gene Ontology annotation, molecular function: ATP binding; single-stranded DNA binding; single-stranded DNA helicase activity.
AUGAAAAAAGGAAAUGUUGAUUCACUGCUAGAUCCUCUACCUCUCGUUUUGCCCAUCAUGAGCCAACAACCUGGAAAACGGAACGACAAAAGUAACACCAAUAAUAAAACUACUGCAUAUUGGAAAAAGAAACAUUUCUAUGACAAAUUCAAAAACAACAAAGCUGCAGGACAUAAAAAAAUUAUCGAUAAAAAGAAAAAAAAUCCUGGUCAUACACCACGUCUAACCCAGACCACACUAACGCCUAGCCCUUACGAGGGAUGGAAGCUAUAUUUCGAUGAGGAACUUUACUCACCCAGUUCUGACGCUGCGUAUAAAGUUAAAGCCUUUAUGAAAUUUUUUACCAAUUAUUUAUAUGAUGAAGAUAAGACACAACAACUCGAUCUGAUAUUUAGUACUAAGAGCCUAGUAAUCGACUUCGGCUACUUAAAAGAAAAUGAAGAGUUGCUGAGUGAGUGCCCAUCCAUAGCAGAUGAAAUUACGGAACAGCCCCAUAAAAUUAUAAAUUGUAUGGGAUUAGCUGCUUACGAAGUCUUGACUAGUAUGGCUCGAUAUGGUACCGUGAACGAUCAUGACGUUGAAGAAGAAGAUCUUUAUCCAUUUCGAAAGGAGUCGUUACCAAAAAUAUCUGUUAGAAUCUCUAACUACGAACCGGUUAUCCCGCUAAAGAGCUUGAAGGCUAAUUACUAUGGUAAACUGGUUGCAGUCCAUGGAACUGUUGUUCGUGUCAGCAACAUUAAGCCCCUCGCAGUCCAAAUGGCGUUUACAUGUAAUACUUGCGGUGACAUGCAGGUUAUGAGAUUCUUGGAUGGCAACUACAAAGUUCCCAAUAAGUGUGUAUCAUCUGAAUGUAAAGGAAGAUCCUUUAGUCCAGACGUUAGCUCCAAGCAUACAGCAACGGUAGACUGGCAAACAAUCAGAGAAAGUGGUCGUGUUCCAAGAACCGUAGAAUGUGAACUUAUCGGCAAUAUCGUUAGUAGCUGCGUUCCAGGAGACCUAGUAAAUGUUGUUGGAAUAGUUAAAAUCAUAAGCAGCGAUGAAGGUCGCAACAAGAACAAAGAUAAAUGCAUGUAUCUCUUAUAUAUCAAUGUGAAUCACCUAGAAAACUUUAGUAGUAAGAAAAAAUCACUUCGCUCGCUUAACCCGAUUAAUGAUAACGCUGCAUUUUCAAUGAAGAUGGUUAAGGCUGGUCUUGCUUUGGCAUUAUUUGGAGGCAGACAUAAAUACCUGAGUGAUUCAAACAACAUUCCAGUUCGUGGAGACCCACAUAUGCUAGUAAUCGGUGAUCCCGGCCUUGGCAAAAGCCAAAUGCUGCAGGCUGUAGCAAAUAUAGCCCCGAGAGGCGUAUACGUAUGUGGAAACACUACCACGAAAUCUGGUCUGACGGUCACUCUUACGAAAGACGGCUCUACGGGCAACUACUCAUUGGAAGCUGGGGCAUUAGUUCUGGCUGAUCAAGGAUGCUGCUGUAUUGACGAAUUUGAUAAGAUGUCCAAUCAGCAUCAAGCACUUUUAGAAGCAAUGGAACAGCAAAGUAUUAGUAUAGCGAAGGCCGGAGUGACUUGCAGUUUACCAGCAAGAACAUCAGUUAUCGCAGCAGCAAAUCCUGUUGGAGGGCACUAUGAUUUAUCUAAAACAGUUUCAGAAAAUUUGAAGUUAGGCAGCGCGCUGCUGUCUAGAUUCGACCUGAUCAUAUUGUUAAAAUUACAAUUUUUAUUCUCUAAUGAGCAGGUUUUUAUACUUCUCGAUAAGCCCGAUGCGGACAUGGACAGCAUGAUAUCUGAACAUGUAAUGUCUCUCCAUUCUGGAAUUGAUUCCCAUGGAAAUGUAUUGCAAGCUACUGUUCGACGUCUAUCUCAGCGCGGUGACUCACAAUCAGAACUGGAAGCAGAAGAAUCACUAGUGCAAACGUUAAAGAUAAGACGAGGCGAAAGUUUUGCAGCUAUCCCUGCAACGCUACUUCGAAAGAAUGCUUCGGUAUGUAUUAUUUAUUAUCAAAAGUAUGUUUCCUAUACGCGACUGUAUGUCCAUCCCAAGCUAUCGAAAGAAGCUGCAGAUAUCUUACAGGAAUUUUAUUUAAAUCUUCGUCAACAAAGAUAUGGUUCAAACAUCACACCAAUCACAACUCGUCAAUUAGAAUCUCUUAUUCGUCUGACCGAGGCUCGUGCUAGAUUGGAGAUGAGAGUUGAGGCUACUAAACAAGACGCACUUGAUGUCAUCGAAAUUAUGAAGAACAGCAUGCUUGACAUAUUCUCGGAUGAAUAUGGUAGAUUAGAUUUUCAGCGUUCCCAAAAUGGUUCGGGGAUGAGUAGCAGAUCUAGGGGCAAACGAUUUAUUGGAAUACUUAAUAAUUUUGCCGGCCGUGAAGGCAAAUCAAUAUUUUCCGUACAAGAAAUGUCGAAAAUAGCCAGGGAUGCGUCUUUCGAUACGGCAAACUUUGACGAUUUAAUCUAUUCGUUAAACAAUCAAGGUUAUCUAUUAAAAAAAGGCUAUCGCGUUUACCAACUGCAAACUCUUAAUUAG